CUUUUUCAGCUAUUUACACCUAUUCAUAAAUGGAGUCUUCCAAAUAUACCAGAUGAUAUUGAUAUUUAUAUCAAGCGAGAUGACAUGACUGGAUCUGUUUUAUCAGGUAACAAGGUACGGAAGUUGGAGUUCUUACUAGGUGAAGCCUUAGCAACUGGUUGCCAAGCAGUGAUAACAUGUGGUGGAGUUCAGUCAAACCAUUGUCGCAGCACAGCAGUUGCAGCUAAACAACUUGGUAUUGAAACUCAUCUUCUACUCAGAUCCAGGUCAGAGAACCUUUCUGAGACUGGUUGUCAUGGAAACAUGUUACUGAACAGUUUGAUGGGUGCAUCCAUGUAUUUGGUUCCCAUAAAAGCUCAAGAGAAGACCGACCUUGAGCCAAGAAUGCAGCGGCUUGCCAACAGACUGCAAGAGGAAAAGGGUAUUAAAGCAUAUUCGAUCCCUAUUGGCGGAUCCAAUGUUGUUGGUCUCCAUGGUUACUUGUGUGGCUGGCAAGAACUCUUAGAACAGGGAGUGACUGACAGGGUUUGAUGAUGUCAUACUAACUGU
Messenger RNA from Anneissia japonica, 549 nucleotides. Its product is annotated as putative D-cysteine desulfhydrase 1, mitochondrial. The annotation marks the transcript as partial. Gene Ontology annotation, molecular function: D-cysteine desulfhydrase activity. The record is from RefSeq and is a predicted model, not a curated record. The transcript is spliced from 5 exons. Lineage: Eukaryota; Metazoa; Echinodermata; Crinoidea; Comatulida; Comatulidae.